CUCCCACCACCGCCAAGCUCGCCCUCCCUCUAGCGCGCCGGGCUGCUCCAUCGUCUCUACCACACCAUCCACAUCCUCAACGCGCCGGCCUGCGACUGCUGCCGCCCCGCAGACCUCUCCUGGCCUCGCUGUGCGUGCACCGAGUGCCUCUGCGCCGCCGCCGCCGCCGCCGCCGUCCCCGCAGAUGGCCGCACCCAUGGCGUCCUACCGGCCCAAUCCGCCGCAGCAUGCCUACAGCGCCUCCAGCUCCUCUUCUCUCACAGGCGGCGGCGGCGGUGGCGGCGCGGCCGGCCGCUACGUGCCCUAUGCAUCCGCUGCGCCCGGCGCCUCGUCCUCGUCGGGCAGCGACAUGAUGUCGCCGCCCGGCUCGGCGCGCAUUCUGCCGCCUUCAUCAGCGCUGGGCCGGCAGAACGGCAGCCAGUCCUCGCAGCGCGGCUAUGCGCAGCAGCCGUACCACCCGUCCUCGGGCCUGGGCCGCACCAACGGCAGCCAGUCCUCGCAGCAGAGCCGCGGCGGUCCCGGCGGCUCCGUCGACUACCCGACCAUCCACGGCGCGCACGACGACGAGCAGAUGCGCGUGCGACGGCCACGCCCGGACACCGAAGAGAUUAAGCGUGUGGGACGGACGCACUAUCAGGAGCUGCUGGGCUUCCUCCGCAGCCAUCUGCAGAAGGGCCAAACUGGACCGCGCUCAAACGCGCGCGAGAAGCUGACCCGCUUGAGCAAGCAGCAGUUCACCGAGCUCAGCACGGAUGUGUACGAUGAGCUCAUGCGGCGGCUGAGCAAUGGCAGAAGCGGUGUCGAGAUGCCGCAUCUCGCAGUGCGCGAAGAGUUCCAUCCAAAGCGCAACCAGGCGCGUCAGAAGCUGGCCACCCUGCCAAAGACGCGCUUCAAGGACCUCUCUUCAGACGUCUUCUUCGAACUGGAGCGGCGCUUCCCGGAGCUGCGCGACGAGUUCCGGCCAGAGGCGAUGCACCGCGAGCGCGACGAGCUCUCGGCGGCCGCGGCUGCUGCUGCUUCUGCGUCCACCACGUCGGCGGCGGGCACGACGGCAGACGUCAUUAUUCCGGCCAAGAGCACGUUGGUGUCGGAGGACAUCGCGGUGCCCUACUCGACGGCAGAGGGCGACACGAGUGCAGCAAGCACGUCGCGCGAUGCCCCGCUGAGUCCUGCACGGCCGAGCAACGGCGCGCGGGCACGCGCAAGUGACUCGGACGACGCAGCAGAUCACGAGGAGCGCCGCGAGACAAUGUACUCGCAGGCCAGCAGCGUGGGGACGGGCUUCUUCAACGGCUACGCCGCCAGCCGGGGCACGGAGAGCAUCGCAAGCCCGAGUCUCGGAUCACGCGAGCCGCCGUCAACGUUUGGUAUCGAGAAGCUGCGCUCAGACUACGAGUUCCGCAUCGCAACGCUGCAGCAGCGCGUCGGCACGCUGGAGACGCAAGCCUCUGAGGCGCGCGAGGAGGCUGACGAUCUCCGCCGCGAGCGCGAGCGGUGGCAGGCCGACAUGCGCGCUGCGCGCGAGCGGCAGGCGGAUCUGGAGAAGGACGUCGAGGAGGAGAAGCGGCGCCACGAAGAGCUCGAGCGCGAUGCCUCGCGAUCACGAGAGCGGCACGACAAGUCCAGUGCCGAGCUGCAGAGUACGCUGCGCCAGCUCGACGAGCUGCGCUCGCAGCAUGAGGCUCUCCAGACUGAGCGCGAGGCGCGCGGCGACUCUGAGUCUGUCGAGCAGCUGCGAGAGGAGCUCUCCAGCCUGCAGAGCGAGUACAGCCAUCAGGAAGAGCUCGUGCAAGAGCUCCGCGGAGAGGUCACGUCGCUGCUCGACGAGCUGCGGCAGCUCUCGGCGCGCAACGACUCAAUGCAGGCGGAGAAGGAGUCGGAUCUCGCGGUGGUGCGCGAUCUCAACAACCAGAUGCAGGGCUACAAGCGCAAGUACGAGAGCGCCAAGACGGAGCUGCGCGCCCUCAAGGCCACGUCGCAGCUCUUCGUGCAGCCGCCCAAGGCGGACGACGUGAUGCAGACGACGGAGCGCGGAGCCAUUGCCGACAUCAAUCUGACGGCGUUCCAGAGCUCCAUCGACGAGCUGCUGUCUGCCGCGCGCUCCAAGAGCCCCGGCAGCGUGCUCUUGUCGAUGAAGACGGUCGUGCUUGCCACGACCCUCGUGACAGACGACGCCAUCAAGUGGGAGACGACCAACGGCAGCGAGCUCUCGCCCGAGGAGCGCGAGCAGCUGGUGCUGCUGAAGAGCAAGGCCUCAGGCACGCUGAACAACCUUAUGACGGCUUGCCGCAACCACGCCUCGUCGCACGGCAUGUCGCCCGUGUCGCUCCUCGAUGCGGCUGCAAGCCACGUUUCGUCCACCGUCGUGGACCUGGCCAAGCUGCUCAAAAUCCGCAAGGCAAGCCAGUCGGAGACCGACGAGCUGGAGGCCACGUUCGCGCAGGGCACGCUGGCCAACGGCCUCAAGCCUCUGCACAUCAACGCCGUGGCGAGCGCCAGCUCCUCGCGUGAGACGCCUUUCUCACCGAGCUCGCUGUCUGCAGGCGCGGAGUUCCGCCCUCGCGUGCCCGCCACGCAGGCCGAAGACCGGCUCAACCCCAACUCUGCGAGCGACGGUGCGCGCUUCUCGCCGCGCACGCACGGCACGCUGGGUCGCUAUUCGCCCGUCGGCUACCGGCCCGACGUGAACCGCAAGAACAGCCACGGCGGCGAGGUCUCGUGGCGCGGCGAGCAGCGCCAGCGUGCCGCGAGCAUCUCGAGCACCUCGAGUGCCGCGGCAGCCAACGGGAAUGCUGCGCCGCCGGCUGUGCCAGACAUCCACCAGGCGCUGCGCUCCAAGAGCAUCAACAGCAACACCACGACGCGGCGCUCCUCGUCGAGCGCUAGUCCGCCGCGCAGCCCAGGCCGGUACGGCAACGGAGAUGCCGCACCGGGCACGGACGAUUCGGAGGAGAACUGGGCCGAGCUGCGGAACUACAUCGAGGUGCAGACCGAGAGCAUCGUGCACGCCAUCCAGGCACUCCUGUCGGCCAUCCGCGAGGGCGCGACUGGCGUGCAGCUCAACGAGAACCUCGAGCAGAUCACCACGAUCGUCUCGUCCAUCAUUGCCAUCUCGAAGGACAACCUGCCCGCGGGGCCGCGCGCCGCCGAGGGCGAGCGCAUCCUGCAGGCGCUCACGGUCGACUGCGAGAAGCUCUCGGAGAUGCAGUCGCGCCCGACGUUUGACAAGGCGACGAAGAGCACCAUGGCCAGCGCCAGCUACGGCGUGGCCAAGGGCCUCAAGGCGCUCAACGCGCUCCUCUCGCCGCUCGAGUGAGCCCCCUUCGACACGGCCCUCUCCUCUCCGCCUGCGUCUCCCUCGCUGUCCCACUCGUCACGCCUUCGCCUUCUAUCUCGCCGCCCUCUUCCGCCUCCCCCGUCUCUUGUGCGCCGCGCUCUCUAUGUACGACCCCUCGGCCCGGCAUCCUCCUGCGGCCCCUUUCGGCGCGCUGCUCGUCCUCGCUGUACUUUGAAUGCCCUAUCUUUCACGCCGC
Messenger RNA from Tilletiopsis washingtonensis, 3533 nucleotides. RefSeq lists its product as hypothetical. Gene Ontology annotation, molecular function: MAP kinase scaffold activity. The transcript has 7 exons. NCBI's taxonomy places the organism in Eukaryota, Fungi, Basidiomycota, Exobasidiomycetes, Entylomatales. Gene Ontology annotation, cellular component: actomyosin contractile ring; cell cortex of growing cell tip. Bases 185 to 3316 code for a protein of 1043 amino acids. The record is from RefSeq and is a predicted model, not a curated record.